Solanum pennellii is the source of this 1319-nucleotide messenger RNA. RefSeq lists its product as uncharacterized. The record is from RefSeq and is a predicted model, not a curated record. NCBI's taxonomy places the organism in Eukaryota, Viridiplantae, Streptophyta, Magnoliopsida, Solanales, Solanaceae. The transcript has a single exon. The coding region runs from base 343 to 1203 and encodes 286 amino acids. Gene Ontology annotation, biological process: root development; shoot system development.
UAAAGCUCUUUGAACCAAGGACAACAGCAACAAGCCACGUAUGUGCUGAUGAGACAUGUUUCAUCUUCUUAGAAGCAAUUAGGUAAAGCCAAGUUGCAACCUCUGGAAGACAAAAUCCAUUAAAAAAUUCACUAAUGACUAAAGUUCUUUUUUAUUUUGAAGCAUAAUAAGCUCACCGAACUCUUAGGUAAUGCCCACACCUCGUCACAUGGCAAUCCCAACGCUAUAGUAGCGGACUAUUCUGUAUCUUGUCGCUUUCUGUGGAGGUUUUUUUUUUAUUAGUAUAAAUAAGAUGAGUUUUGGAGGUAUUUCUUCCUCCCCAAAGAGAAACAGAGGGAAAAAAUGGCAACUUUUUCAUCAAAAUCAAAUAAAAGAUCCAUCAGUUUGCCAAGCAGAUCACAUCCAGCUACCCAGAUAAUUGAAGAGGAGCUCAACAAGCUCAAAACAUGGGAAUUCUCUGCUUCACCAACUGCUGCAGAAGCUGUUUUCAGGGGUCUAAUUGGUUUGGGAGAGGUGCAUAAGUGCAUGAUUGAUCUUUUAAACUUGCCUCUGACACUUCAAUCCCUUUCUCAAUGCCAAAACAAGAAAUGGGUCGAUGAAAUCUUGGAUAAAUCUGUGAGAUUUCUUGAUAUUUGUGGCACAACAAGGGAUAUCGUAUCGCAAUUUAAGGAAAAUGUCAAAGAUGUUCAGUCUUCACUAAGGAGGAGAAAAGAAGAUUUGAGCAUCAACAACUACACCAUAUUCAGGAAGAAAAUGAAAAAAGAAGCCAAAAGUUUAAUUACAGCUUUGAAAAGAAUGGACCACGAGGAAGUAGUUGAUGUAAUGGAAGUUGAUGAUCAACUUGUCUCAGCUGUUAUCAGAGUCCUAAGGGAAGUUGCCACAAUGGGAAUUUCAGUUUUCCAAAUUUUGUUAAAUUAUUUGUCAGCCUCAAAUUCUAAGCCAAUUAGCAAAUGGUCUUUGGUUUCAAGAUUAGUAAACAAGGGUGGAGAUCAAGGCAAUGUGAAUGAAAUAGAAAGUGUUGAUGUUGCAUUAAGCAGCCUUUCCAAGUGUGGUCCUAAUGAAGUAGAGAAGAUUCAAUUUGUACUAAGCAAAUUGGAAAGAGUGGAAGCUCAUUUUGAAUGCAUUGAGAAUGGUCUUGACAACAUAUUUAGAUGUCUGAUCAGAUCAAGAAGCACACUACUAAAUGUUGUCUCUUGCCAAUGAAAAUAGUCUUGUAUAUCAUAAGCAUCCGAGUAAUUGUAGGACUUGUUUAUGAAAACCUUGUAAAGGAAAUUUUUUGUAAUUACACACAUACAGAAUCAUAGUUUUAUACUCACAAA